This is a messenger RNA of Aplysia californica (California sea hare), 1188 nucleotides long. RefSeq names its product COP9 signalosome complex subunit 8. The transcript has 7 exons. The record is from RefSeq and is a predicted model, not a curated record. Gene Ontology annotation, cellular component: COP9 signalosome. Lineage: Eukaryota; Metazoa; Mollusca; Gastropoda; Aplysiida; Aplysiidae. Gene Ontology annotation, biological process: COP9 signalosome assembly; protein deneddylation. The coding region runs from base 39 to 605 and encodes 188 amino acids.
AAUAACAAUAACCGCGGGACUAAUGGAGAGGAAGCAAAAUGGCUGCUGUUGCUCAAACUGACUACGCUCAGCUGGGAAACGAUCUGGAAAGAGAAGAGUUAGAGAAUGGAGCAACUCCUGGCUCAAUACGAUUGUACUGUCAGCUUUUAGCGGUCUACUUGCUCCAGAAUGACAUGUGCAACGCUAAACUUUUGUGGAAAAGAAUCCCGCCAACUGUGAAACAGACCUCUCCAGAGCUCACAAACAUCUGGGUUGUGGGGCAAAAGAUGUGGCUGCGUGACUAUGCUGGCAUUUAUGAAGCUCUUCAGAAGGAGUGGUCUGAAGAGGUCAAAAUGAUCAUGGGCGCCGUGCAAGAAUCUGUGAGAGAAAGAGCUCUACGGCUGGUGAGACUGGCCUAUUCCUCCAUCUCUACCGAUGAUUUGGCUCAGUUCUUGGGCGUUUCCGGGGAGAAAGCUGUACAAGUUGCCCAACGAGAAGGCUGGCAAGUGGAUGAACAAAGCCGCAUCAUCACACCAAAGAAGAUUGAGCCAGUGCCUGCUCCAGCAAUUCUCAGUGAGCAACAUCUGUCGGUUCUUACAGACUAUGUUACCUUCAUGGAAAACUGACUUCCCAUUUGUAUGAAUAUGUGUGAUAAGGGACGGAAGGAAUUGUUGUAGCUUGUGAGUCUAUAACUGAUGAUGAUUGUGUGAUGAUGUUUGUUUGGAAUUUGGUGAAGAUGUUGCAUCUGGAGAAUGAUAUUAUAUAUAAAAUUGGUAAUCUUGCUGAUAAUGAAGAAGCUUGCGUGGGAAGAUGGUGAGCUAGUCUUGGUAAGAGUGCAGGUGUGUGAGACUAUAUGUUGCUUGUGUAUGAGACCACACAUAUCAGGGUUGCCAACCUUUCCGAUUUUUUCGUAAUCAUUACGAUUUUUUAGCCUUACUACGAAAUUCCGAUUGUAAGGCGAUUUAUUACGAUUUUUGCCGUCUGCAGAUUUUUGGCCUGGACUAUUAAAAAAAAUAUUGUUGGCUCUUUUUAAAAAUUUAACAUGUUUUAGUGCAGACAUGUAAAUCGUCCGCCAAUAGCCAGGGUCCCCCCACCAGGUCGGGAAAUCGGAAAAAGUUGGGAAUUUUGUGAUGGGUCGGGAAAGGAUAGGGCGUGAGUAAUAUUAGUAGAGUAGCUAUCAAGACAGUAUGGUUUAUGAAUCAUGAAGAG